Girardinichthys multiradiatus is the source of this 1864-nucleotide messenger RNA. It is a transcript of the gene krt1-c5, whose product is annotated as keratin, type 1, gene c5. Gene Ontology annotation, molecular function: structural molecule activity. The transcript has 10 exons. Bases 213 to 1499 code for a protein of 428 amino acids. NCBI's taxonomy places the organism in Eukaryota, Metazoa, Chordata, Actinopteri, Cyprinodontiformes, Goodeidae. The record is from RefSeq and is a predicted model, not a curated record.
AUAAUUUAGGUCUGAGGAUGGAGAUGGCCAUAAAAGGUUGACUUUGUGUCUGAGGGGCUGGAUUCCCUGGUGGCUCCUCCCCACUAAAUACUGCCACAGCCCUGCAGGACUCACCUGUGGAAGCAGUCGCAGCAAAAACAGUCACUUUUACCACCAAGAAGCAGAGGCUCAGCCAAGCAGAGCAAAGAAAGACCGACUGAACAUAUUCUACAAUGGCCUCCACCCUCUCAGUGCGCAGCAUCUCAGCGCGUCAGCCCUCCUUCUCCAGCGUCACAGUGAGAGGCAGUGGGCGCAGCCUCCGCUCCAAGCCCCCCGUCUCUCCUCUGUCUACCGUCAGCACGCUGUCACUGUCCCGCUCGGUCUCAAUGGGAAAUGGCCUCAACAUGCUGGGCUCCAGCCUAUCCCUCAAUGGCCUCGGGACCAGCGACAAGGAGACCAUGCAGGGCCUGAAUGACAGGCUGGCCAACUACCUGGACAAGGUAAGGUCACUGGAGAGGUCCAACGCCGAGCUGGAGGUGAAGAUCAAGCAACUCAUGAUGGAGAAAACUCCAAAAGGGCAUGACAUUGAGGGGAUGAUGGCACAGGCACAUGCCAUCGGGCAGGAGAUGAGAAAGAGGACACUGGAGAACGCCCGGAUCAUGCUGGAGAUUGACAAUGCCAAACUGGCAGCCGAUGAUUUUAGGAUCAAAUGGGAAGCAGAGGCCUCAUUGUGCCAGUCAGUAGAGAGGGACUGUCAGGCUCUAAGAAGAGCAAAGUCAGACCAUGACCAGAUCAUUGCCACUCUGAGAGGAGACUUGGACAGCCUGAAGGAGGAGCUGUACUACCUCAAGAAAAAUCAUGAUGAGGAGAUUAGUGCCCUGAAGGGACGUCUGGCCAAUGAGCAGGUCAGUGUGGAGGUAGAUGCUGCUCAGGGGCCUGACCUGGGGGCCAUCAUGGCCGAGUUGAGGGUCCAGUAUGAAGGCAUAGCUCGCAAGAACAAGGAGGAUGCCGAAGCCUGGUACCUCAAGAAGUUAGAGGCCGUGCAGUCCGAGGUCAAAGAAAGCAACGAGGCGCUCCGCUGCGCCCAGGGAGAGCUCAGCGAGAGGAGGCGGUUCCUGCAGGCUCUGGAGGUUGAACUGGACAGUCUACGAAGACAGGUUAUUGUGUUAGAGGGAAACUUGGGAGAGACCGGACACAAAUACAACAUGGAGAUGGAUCGCCUUCAGGCCACCCUGACACAACUGGAGGACGAGCUGUCUCAGCUGCGCUUGGACAUGCAGCGCAACAAAACUGACUAUGAGCAGCUUCUGCGCAUCAAGCAAAACCUGGAAAUGGAGAUUGCCACCUACAGGCGGCUGCUGGAAGGAGAGGAAAUGGUGAAAGAAGCACCUCCACCUCCAAAAAAAGACCCGGAGGUCCGUACCAGGAAGAUCGUAAAAGUUGUCACACAGACGAUGAUCAAUGGAAAGGUCGUGGACGAGUCAAGUGAGGUGGAGCAGAUUGAGGACUGCAAGAAAUAAGCCUAAAUAAAGCAUGGCGCUGUGUUUUAUAAUCCAAACUACCUGCUGGAAGUGCAACAAUUUGUGUUGUUGUCUGAAGCUGUUCUGAAUCUCUGGAAAUGGAACUGAAGAUUAAAAUUUCAUUUAUUGUUUAUUUCAUUUCAGUUCUUAACAUUCCAUUAAUUUGCUAGUUUCUAAGUUUUUAACUAAUCUUAACUGUCAACAUAACUUUGAUUUCAGGAACUAAGACCUAAGGUUAGGAAUGAAAUCCAGGAAUUGUUUUACCACACUUACUAAUGGGUCAUUACUACAGAACUGUCAGAACGAGCAUCUCGCUGCCAUUAAUUUGUUUAUAAAUUAAAUAAAAACUUGUACUUUCACCUACA